AUGAUGCGAGCCACACUUUUUAUACUCGGGCUCUUCAUCACUGCUUGUCACUGCGCUCUCUCAAUAAACAUUUCGUCGAGUGUCGUAGAGUGCCAGCCCAUUCAGAUCUCUUGGAGUGGAGGAAGCGGAGACACUUUCUUGACCAUCGUUUCGCAGAACACCUCUGGCGAUUCAGGAGGCCCGAACAAUGAUAACCUCGGUCAACAAACUUCGCCAUUUACGUGGAGUGUCAAUGUACCUGCUGGAAACGAGGUAACUAUCAGCAUCAGUGAUGAGACGGGGGCAGAGGCACAAACGAACGAGGUUGUCAAAAGCGGAUCGGAUGCUAGCUGUCUAGGAUCAGGAUCAGGAUCGAUAGGCGUUACUUCUGAGCCCGCGUCAUCUUCGAGCCUUUCAUCACAAUCGUCCUCAUCACUCGUUUCCUCAAAUAAUACAUUCACGACCAGCUCACCGCACACCACAAAUUCUGCGAAUGCACCAUCCGAUCAUUCCUCCCAACAUCACCCGACUCCAGCACAAAUAAUAGGAGGGGCAGUGGGAGGGGCCGUAGGAAUAGUCACUAUGCUCACCGCCGAUUCCGUCCUGACUUUAGUGCGUCACGGCUCGGCCGCAGAGGGCACGCAAGUUUCAGACAUUGCGACGAUGGGGAGUCAGACUCUUGUGAGCCAGCCGAACUCAGGACAGGAUACCCGUAUGGGAUCAACGCAGAGACGAGAGAAAGAGCCUUUCUUUCCAGACGCAGAACUUGUUCUGUCCGUGCCUGCGACCCCUACUCCCGAAUUAUCUACGGAACAAUCUCCGCGACAUCCAAAUCCUCAGAGCGAAAACAUCAAUUCACCGUUAUCACCAGAGUCACAGUCAACGUCUGUCAAUGAUGCACCAACCUCUGCCUCACCCUCACGCUCGGUCGACGAAGGAUUUGGCAGAGCAAUAUCGUCACAGAGCUAUGAUAUUGACCAUCUAGUACGGGAGGUGGGAAUGUUGAGGGCGCGGAUGGACGCGGCUGGGUUGGGGGUCCCAUUCGGGGGUACGAGUCCACCGACGUAUCAUUCUGACUUGAAUGAAGAGUGA
This is a messenger RNA of Stereum hirsutum FP-91666 SS1, 1071 nucleotides long. RefSeq lists its product as uncharacterized. Lineage: Eukaryota; Fungi; Basidiomycota; Agaricomycetes; Russulales; Stereaceae. The transcript has 4 exons. The record is from RefSeq and is a predicted model, not a curated record. The coding region runs from base 1 to 1071 and encodes 356 amino acids.